Molecule: messenger RNA, 366 nt
Organism: Eimeria mitis
Lineage: Eukaryota; Apicomplexa; Conoidasida; Eucoccidiorida; Eimeriidae
Exons: 2
Coding region: 1-366 (121 amino acids)
Source: RefSeq, a predicted model, not a curated record
AUGGAGGAGCUCGCGAAACACCAAGACGAAGACCAGGAAGAUGAAGCAGCUGAAGGGGGGGACGAGCUCGACGACUUUUCUUUCAGCGAAUUGCAGCAGCAGCAGCAGCAGCAGCAGCAGCAGCAGGUGCAGCAGCAGCAGCAGCAGCAAGAGCAAGCAGCAGCAAUGUUUUGGGAUAAACUAAAACGUCAUUUGGGUUCUUUAUCUGAAAUAGCAUCUCCCCUCCUAAAGAAAGCAGCAGAGAAGAUGAGCCCCUUAAUUGAGAAACUAGGAAGAAAGGCAGCCCCAGUGUUCGCCAAAUAUAUACGCAGGCUGCUGCGUGAUGCAUGCACAGAAGCAGAGGAACACGCGGGGCUGUCUUCUUAG